UUCGCCUCGCACAACUCUUCGAUCCGUGGUCGUCGCUUUGGUCGUCGUCGCCGUUCAUUGCCCUACAUUCAUUUCAUUCACCUCCAGUCAUUCCUUAUUCAACACGUUCGUUCAAGACCGACAUUGCUGUGGCGACGAACAUUGGACAUCAACAAACACCGUAUUCACCAAGGAAAUCCCACGACAAUCAGCAGCCCUUGCGCGACGAACAUUUUCUCAACCGAUUUCGACGUGAACGAAUUCGGACGAAACAACGACAUUCGACAGGACUGAACAUUGAAACAUCAACAUGAAGUCUUUCAUCACCGCGGCAGCAUUGCUCGCUGCUACGGUGUCCGCCGAUUUGUGCCAAGAGGGCGUCGAAGAUACCAAUGGCAACUUCUUCUGCCAAAAGGUCAACGCCAUUACCUACACUGGUGUAGGUCACGAUGGCUCCUACAACAAGAUCACCAGCAUGGACCCAACCACUGGCGCAUGCAGCAGCGCCCCAUAUGGAUACAGCGGUAGUCUCUCGCCUCUCGACGAGGAGGUCUCCAUUCAUCUACGCGGCCCCAUGCUGCUGAAGCAAUUCGCUGUUUACAUGCCACACAACUCGUCCACUUCACCACCUCCAGCAUCCAAGGCUCGCCGCCAUGUUCACGACAAGCGACACGGUCACGCACAUGCGCACAUGCACAAGGAGAGGAAUGCGGAGGAGGAGAAGCGUGCUCUGGGCGAUAUCGUGUCCGCACUGAUUGAUGGAAAAUGGCAGACGUGGGCGAACAACUACAAUGGUGGUGCCGCCGCGGCUGCCGCUCCCGCUGUCGAAACUGGCGCUCCUGCUGCUGCUCCUGCUCCUGCUCCUGCGCCUGCUCCUGCGCCUGCUCCUGCUCCUGCUCCUGCUCCUGCUCCUGCUCCUGCUCCUGCUCCUGCUCCUGCUGCUGCUCCUGCUGCUGCUGCUGUUGAGCCCGUCGCGAACAGGGUGGGUAGUGGCUCAUCGUCGUCCGACUCCGGUGAGAAGUCAGACCCCGCCGACGCAACCGGCAACUGGGCCCGUCAAGCCUACUACAACUCCGAAGCCGGCAUCGCCGCAGGCCUCGUAUUCCUCAAUCACCAAGGCGGCGAUGGCUCCGGCACCUGGGACAUGACAUACGGCAACUCCCUUUCCUACGCUAGCAAAGACGGCACGGCGGGCGCUCCAUCUCCCCAAAUCCUCGCAGACACCACCCUCGCGUCCUCCACCGAAAUCGUCAUCAUGACCGAUCAGCCCUGCACCGACGGCAGCUGCGGCUACACGCGUCCCGACACCGUCGCACACCACGGCUUCGACGGACCCAGCAAAGCCUUCUUCUUCGAAUUCGGCAUGCCCGACGACGGUCAAGGCGGUGCUUCCGAGUACGACGCUGUUAACAUGCCCGCCAUUUGGAUGCUCAACGCACAGAUCCCGCUCACUCUGCAAUACGGCGACCCGAAAUGUUCGUGCUGGACCACUGGCUGCGGUGAGUUUGACGUCUUCGAGGUGUUGGCUGCAGGCGACACGCGGUGCAAGAGCACCCUACACGGAAACGUCGCGGGUGGCGACAGCGACUACUUUGAGCGCCCGACGAACGGCACCAUCAAGGCUGCGCUGCUGCUGUUCGACGAUAACAUCCACAUCAAGAUUUUGGACGAUAGCACUGAGUUCGGACCGAAUAUGGGGACGACUUUCUUGAAGGAGAUGGCGGCGGAUACGAUGGAGGAUUCGGUGGAGAAGUUGGUGAGUUUGUUUAAGCUUGGUGGAUAG
Zymoseptoria tritici IPO323 is the source of this 1762-nucleotide messenger RNA. RefSeq lists its product as uncharacterized. Bases 290 to 1762 code for a protein of 490 amino acids. Gene Ontology annotation, cellular component: fungal-type cell wall. The transcript has 2 exons. The record is from RefSeq and is a predicted model, not a curated record. Lineage: Eukaryota; Fungi; Ascomycota; Dothideomycetes; Mycosphaerellales; Mycosphaerellaceae.